CAGGAGCACACAGUCACAGCGGGAUCAGAGAUACUGCAGAUCGAGAAGUCACCUCCCUGCCCUCCCUGCUUGCCUACUGGACUUGGACGGUUUUGGAUUGCUCAACGGGUUGCUCCUCCGACUGCUCUCUGAGACUGUCCGAAUAGCUGACGUUAACUUUUGAAAGCUGCUCGAAGAAGGUUUUGAAGGGAGGGAUACUUCCUGACUGAUCUGGAUACCAUUAGAGCAUGGAUCUGUUCCAACUCCGUGCCGCAGAAAGGUUGCCAGAGCUGCGAAACUGAGUGACCGGGGAAUUUGUGGAGGUUUAUCACAGUUAUGUGUGACAAUGGAGCGAGAUAGAUGCCUUUAGUAAAGUGCCUGAGUUUGAUGAACCGAGAGCGCAGCGACAGAAGGGACCGUCCUGUACCUCGAGGGCCGGACAUGGAGGCUCGUUCAGGAGGGAAGGUGGGGAAGAUGAUGUCUGUGGGCUUUCAGAGGAGCUCCACCUCAGACGACGACUCCGGCUGUGUGCUUGAAGAGUACGCCUGGGUGCCACCUGGACUCAGGCCUGAACAGGUCCAGAUGUAUUUCGCCUGUCUGCCAGAAGACAAGGUGCCGUACGUCAACAGCCCGGGAGAAAAACACCGGAUCAGACAGCUCCUCUACCAGCUGCCACCGCACGACAAUGAGUUGCGCUACUGCCAGUCCCUAACGGAGGAGGAAAAGAGGGAGCUCCAAAUUUUCAGCAACCAAAGGAAGAGGGAGGCGCUGGGAAGAGGGACGCCGAAGAUCCUCCCCAGAGCCCUGCAACACACUCGCUGUGAAAACUGUCGUGGCGGCGUUAAUGGAGGGGAGAUGGCCAUUUUCGCCUCCAGAGCUGGGCCCGGUCCUUGCUGGCACCCGGCGUGCUUUGCGUGCUCCAUGUGCCAGGAGCUCCUGGUAGAUCUCAUCUAUUUCUAUCAAAACGGCAAGAUCUUCUGUGGCCGACACCACGCAGAGCUCAUGAAACCUCGAUGCUCCUCUUGCGAUGAGAUCAUCUUUGCGGAUGAAUGCACCGAGGCAGAGGGACGUCACUGGCACAUGAAGCACUUUGCCUGUUUUGAGUGCGGGACGAUGCUAGGCGGACAACGGUACAUCAUGAAAAACGGACGGCCCUACUGCUGUGGGUGCUUUGAGUCACUGUAUGCGGAGUACUGUGAGGCCUGUGGAGAAAACAUAGGUGUCGACCAUGCUCAGAUGACCUAUGAAGGUGUUCACUGGCACGCCACAGACCAGUGCUUCUGUUGUACCCAGUGUAAGACAUCAUUGCUGGGUUGUCCUUUCUUACCCAAGCAAGGUCGCAUCUAUUGCUCAAAGGCCUGCAGCCAGGGGGAAGAUGUACAUGCCUCUGACUCAUCAGAUUCUGCUUUCCAAUCGGCUCGCUCACGGGAAUCUCGACGGAGCGUCCGCAUGGGGAAGAGCAGUAGGCCCGCUGAACAGUGGCGUCAGUCACAGCUGUUUAGUCCUCCAGCUGCUGUCACUGCUUAUGAGCACAGGUUUGGGGAGGGAGAGGGAGAUGGAGACGCCGAUGGGGACAUCGAUAUAGUGGGGAGCAAGCUUACCCGUCUCGGACUGGAGGAGGAGAGGUUCUGGAGAGAGCGGGAAGAGCAGGAUGCCGGUGGAGAGGAGGAUCCGGAGGAGUGGGCUCAGCACGAGGACUACAUGACUCAGCUUCUGCUCAAGUUUGGUGAUCGUGGGAUGCUACACCAGCUCCAGCCGUCAUGUCUAAAGUCACCAAGCCCCAACGGUGAUGCAACGCGGCUAAUAAAUGAUCCCUGGUUAAAGUCCGAAUCGACAUCAGUUGGGCGUAACCCCUCCUCUCCCACCCCUACCAGUCCCACCCAGAGCCAAACUUCUGUUCAGUCUCGAGCUAACAGCCUUAGCCCUGGCUUGAUAGACAAGAAGCAUCUACCGGAAAUGUACUGGGCCCAGUCGCAGGACGGCCUUGGAGACUCGGCUUAUGGGAGCCAUCCAGGUCCCGCCAGUGCAAGAAAGAUCCAAGAGCUGGAGUUGGACCAAGAUCAGGAGCAGUCUGGAGUAGGAAAACAGGCCUUUUGGCCAGACACAAGACAGUGGUAUGAUGACUCCCUGGAGUGUAUCGCUGAUGAGCUAAGGAAGGUUGAAAAGGGCGUAGGAGAUUCCAUGGACUCCCUUGCUUUGUCAAACAUCACUGGUGCGUCGGUGGAUGGAGAUGCAACCACAGCCUACAACCUUCACACCAUCCACGAUUCCUCCAUGACUGUCGAGUGUGAAAAAAUGAGCAACAUGGGAACGUUUAAUUCAUCACAUAUUCACCACAGCGCAAACUCCCUCGGGCUCAACAUGGAAAAGAGAGCUGAGGGGGAAGAGAAUGGGGUAGCGCUCGGAAUGAGGGUUGGUCCUGUAGGACUUCACUCAAUGUCUCCACAAUCAGAGGGCCUCCCCGCAUCCUUUGUUCAAGCUCCAGCUCUGAGGAGGAGCAAGUCGCAAUCCAGGCCCCCUCAGAUGGUCAAGUUCUCAGAGGACACGGUGGACAAUGGCUACAACGACGGUUUUGAGGUCAGCGUCAUGAAACAUCCUAUGAGCGAGAAACCACAGAGAAGAGCGUGCUGCCCGGAGGAGCUGGGCAGAGCGAGAAGCCACUCGACGAGCCACCACGGCAGAAGCAGGCCCCAACACCACCGCCAGGGCCGGCGCCACCGGAGCCGCAAAACCCGCUCGGACAACGCGCUUCACAUGGUACCUGUGGGGAGAGCGCAGAGGCCGUUUGAUCCUCAGCAGCAGGACAUAGCAAACCCACCAUACGGUGCGAUGCGCCUCCAGCACCCCACGCACAUGCUGCCGCUGGCCUUCUCCCAAACCCGAUCUGACUACAUGCUUCGCAGCUCGAACCAGAGCAGCUCGCGGUUUGACCAGUUCAUGGAUCUCCACAGGGACGAGGACGACUGGUGCUCGACUUGUUCCUCGUCGUCGUCGGACUCUGAGGAAGAGGGAUAUUUCCUCGGCCAACCAAUCCCCCAGCCUCGGGCGGUUGGCCGUUACUACGCAGAAGACUACCCGACGAGGGUGACCGCCCUCACGGCCCUCAGCCAUGGCUCACAGACAGGUCGCCGGAAGGGCCACAGCUCCAAAAACUGUAUCAUUUCAUAGCAACGCACGCUAUUGUUGUCAUGAAGCGCACUACCCAAAGCAAUAUGGUAAAGAUUUUCAGUUAGGUCUGUCAUAUUUCAUAAAGAGGCCAUUACUGAGCUGGUUAAAAAAAAAAAAAAACAUGUAUCAUAACAGGAUGCGAAUAACAGGGAAGUUUUGAAUUGCACGAAGAGAGGGUUUUAUGGUCAGUUAACACAACGGUAUAUUAGUGUCUUUUUUUUCCAGAGGUUAAUAAUGCAAGUAGAUCCUAGAAACUAUCAAAUAAUUAUUUAAUGUUUAACAAGACAACGUAAAAAUGUAUAUAAUAAGUUAAAAUUUCAGUACUGGUAUUUUUAUACUCAGCCUUUGCAAGUGUGAAAACCGUUUUGCUUGAGUGGUAUGAAUUAAAGACUGAGAAGGAGCUACCACUUGGUUCACAGAAAAGAGCCAUGUUAUUCCUGUUUGACAUCUGCAUCACCUUCCACAUUAUGUACCCGCAAUCUGUGUACAGAACUGACAGCAACACACCUGUAUCUGCACCCGAUCUCCGCCAUUGCUCUAAGAUAACCAAGCAUACACUUUGUGAUGUAAAGAUGCUUGUAAUAAAUAUUUUCUUUUCUCCAA
This is a messenger RNA of Fundulus heteroclitus (mummichog), 3750 nucleotides long. It is a transcript of the gene prickle1b, whose product is annotated as prickle homolog 1b. NCBI's taxonomy places the organism in Eukaryota, Metazoa, Chordata, Actinopteri, Cyprinodontiformes, Fundulidae. Gene Ontology annotation, molecular function: zinc ion binding. The record is from RefSeq and is a predicted model, not a curated record.